CUUAUGGUGUUUUUUUAAAUGAUACAAUUUAACCAUCAAACCCUUUUCAACAAUUUUAUCAUGAUACGUAAUGAGAAUUCUCUUGUUAUGGACAUUGGCCUACUGGCUAACGUAUCUAUAGAACUUAAAGAUCGAAUAUGUGCAGACACUUUUCGAAAGCUCCAAAAACGAACCAACCGAGAGCUGUUCACUGUCGAUUGUGAAGUGGACAGAGUCCUUAGAAAUGAAUCUUACAUAAGAUCAAGACUAUAUUCUGCGAUUGAUGCCUGUCAACUGGAUUACAAACGAAGUAUGAAGAUCAGAAACAUUCUGUGGAAUAAGAAGUUAUUAUCCUCCUUAAAUCAGAAAACACAAAAGCCCCUAGAUGAAAGUUUCAGACUCCGAAAGACGAAGACAAAGCCCACCUAUGACAGUUUUUGUAAUAGUCAACAUAUGCAGAACUAUCAGUCGAAUACGGUUGUUCAGUCGGCUUCACCAAGUCUAACAUCAGACCAACAACUUACCGUGAACAUGAAAAGUGGUCAAAAAUUAAAUACUUCCCGAGAUUUCAAACUAGAGAAAAACGAAAUUUUUCUGAACAAUUAUAAUACAAGGUAUAAGUCCGAAAGUGUAAUUACUAGGCCCAAAGAGAAAGGAAAUUUUUUAACCCAGUGGCGUCCUGAAUCUGAUCCGUUGGGCUGGAGGGACAUACAAUUUACAACUAUUGAUAGUGAAGCCAGAGGAAAGAGCAGGAACCGAUUAUGUGGAGCAUUUAACGCAACAUCGUUCCAGCUAAUCUAUGCACAAUAAACUUGGUCUUAAUAAAUAACUUUCACAAUGAAACAUGCUUUCUGUUUUAAACGUUAUGAAGUAAAACCCG
Molecule: messenger RNA, 859 nt
Organism: Schistosoma intercalatum
Lineage: Eukaryota; Metazoa; Platyhelminthes; Trematoda; Strigeidida; Schistosomatidae
Source: the annotation of a GenBank genome assembly